CUCACCUCUGAACAAGAACCCACACACCACCCUGAGACCAUGACCCACUCCUGCUGCUCCCGUUGCUGCCAGCCUACCUGCUGCAGGACCACCUGCUGUAGGACCAUAUGCUUCCAGCCCACCUGUAAUGGAUCCAGCUCUUGUGGGUCCAGCUGCUGCCAGUCCAGCUGCCCCGCAACUUGCUCUCAAACCACCUGCUGCCAACCUACUUGUGUGACCACCUGCUGCCAGCCCACCUGCUGUAGGACCACCUGCUGCAAACCCACCUGUGUGACCACCUGCUGCCAGCCCAUCUGCGGUGGGUCCAGCUGCUGCCAGCCUUGCUGCCGCCCUGCCUGCUGUCAGACCACCUGCUGCAGGACCACCUGCCUCAAGCCUACUUGUGUGACCACCUGCUGCCAGCCCACCUGCUGUGAGUCCAGCUGCUGCCAGCCCUCCUGCCCCCAAACUUGCUGUCAAACCACUGAAACCACCUGCUGCAAACCUACUUGUGUGACCACCUGCUGCCAGCCCACCUGCUGUGAGUCCAGCUGCUGCCAGCCCUCCUGCCCCCAAACUUGCUGUCAAACCACUGAAACCACCUGCUGCAAACCUACUUGUGUGACCACCUGCUGCCAGCCCACCUGCUGUGGAUCCAGCAGCUGUGGACAAACCUGCGGUGGUUCUAACUGCUGUCAGUCUUGCUGCCAGCCAGCUUCCUGUGCACCCGUGUACUGCCACAGAACCUGCUACCACCCCACAUGCUGCUGCCUGCCUGGGUGCCAAGACCAGAGCUGUGGAUCCAGCUGUUGCCAGCCUUGCAGCCGCCCUGUCUGCUGUCAGACCACCUGCUGCAGGACCACCUGCUGCCACCCCAGCUGUGUGUCCAGCUGCUGCCAGCCUUCCUGCUGCUGAUCACUUUGCUAAAGAAUCACUGUCUCACAAAUCAAUAAUCUUACCACCUGAUUUGGCAUUUCAGAACAAAUUUUACUUCCAAAUGUUGCUGAAAGCAACAUUCUGUCACCAAAUUUAUGUUAUUCAUUUCCCUGUUUAAAAGUCUGAGGAUCAACUUGAUGGAGUGUGAAGGAAUUUACCUUAAUUCUCUUCUUCUUAUGUGUGGGUCAUGUUCCUGCUUCCUGCAUCCUAGAUAGUGUUGGUCUCUGAUUUGACUCAGAAACCAGAAUCUUCACCUUCUCUCUACAUGCAACUUAGGAAGAUACAUGCUUAUGACUUUCUGCAGUUUCUGCUACUUAUCUUUAUAAUAACCUUCAUAAUCAUGUUUCUUUUCAAUGUACCCAUGAUUCUUGUAUCCUGCUUUCUUCUUUUCCUAAUCACUUUGAGUGCCUCCCUAGAAGCAGGGAAUCUUGCUUAAAUUUCCAAAUAAAUCUUGUGCCACUAUUAAUUCCA
Molecule: messenger RNA, 1386 nt
Organism: Cervus elaphus (red deer)
Lineage: Eukaryota; Metazoa; Chordata; Mammalia; Artiodactyla; Cervidae
Product: keratin-associated protein 9-2-like
Exons: 1
Coding region: 40-894 (284 amino acids)
Cellular component (GO): keratin filament
Source: RefSeq, a predicted model, not a curated record